Messenger RNA from Aspergillus viridinutans, 2478 nucleotides. RefSeq names its product Ankyrin and HET domain protein. The coding region runs from base 1 to 2478 and encodes 825 amino acids. The transcript has a single exon. NCBI's taxonomy places the organism in Eukaryota, Fungi, Ascomycota, Eurotiomycetes, Eurotiales, Aspergillaceae. Gene Ontology annotation, molecular function: protein binding. The record is from RefSeq and is a predicted model, not a curated record.
AUGUCUCACAUCACUCCCAAGACCCAGCAAGCAUAUGAUUACGAGCCUCUGCCCAACCCCACAUCAAUCCGACUCCUACGAGUGGACCAGAAAGACCCCGAUGGCUUGAUACACUGCACCAUCAAAUCCGUCGAUUUGAAUGAUGAGCCUCUGUACCAUGCCAUGUCCUACACCUGGGGCAACCCGCACAGCGAACUCGCCCAGGCCCAGGAAACUCGCGACAGGUACUCAGAGAAUUAUCCCCCAGAACACAGAGAACGUAUAUCUGUCAACGGAAAGUUAUUAUACAUCACGCGAAAUGCGUAUGACGCGCUCGUCUCCAUCCCCAGAGACGCAUGGGCGAAAUGCUGCAACCGAGGUAAUCGGAGGAAACUUCUCCGGACAUCGCUUCAUUGGGCGUCUAUCGCGGGGAAGGAGGAACUGAUUCAGCCGCUUUUGUGCGCUGGUGUGGAUGUUAACGUCAGUGAUGAAUGGUGGGUUACGCCGUUGAGUUACGCGGCGCAGGUGGGCAGUCGCGAGGGCGUGGACUUGCUGCUUUCUGCUGGUGCGGAUGCGCGCAUUGCGGAUAAUCGGGGGAAUACUCCGCUUGACUAUGCGAGGCAAGGUGACUAUACGGAGAUUAUCCGGUGUCUGGAGGAGGUCGAGCAGAAGGGAGGGAGACUCGAGCCGCGAGCAGGUUGGCCCGAAGGGCCCGAGAGAUGGUGCUGGAUCGACCAGAUUUGCAUCAAUCAGAAGGAUAUCGCGGAGAGAGGAGCGCAGGUUGCGAUCAUGGAUCAGAUAUACAAGAACGCAGCUUUUACGCUUGUCUGGCUCGGACCCGAAGAUUCCUACGCCGAUAUGGCCAUCAAGACCAUCGAGAAACUGGAUACCGCGGCAGGAGACUUCAUCCGAAGCACGGAGAUACAACCAUAUAGAGAGCAGCCUGAAGAGAUCUACGAUGCUGCAAAGAUACCCUAUGUUUCGAUGGAAGAGUGGACUUCGCUCGCCGCCCUCUUCCAACGUCCAUACUUCAGACGGCUCUGGAUCGUCCAGGAGAACAUCCUCUCGGACAUCAUCAUGGGCUACUGCGGGAGUCAUGAGCUCCCGUGGAAAGCAUUCCACACCGUGGCACAGCAGAUCUACUUUCGACAAAAGUUGCUGGGUCGACCGACGUCAACUGCGUUUAUUGCGCCCCAUCGGCCAGUGUCAGCUCUCGAAAGCGAGAUGGUAUAUCUCACGCAGUGGCGGGAGCGGUUGCAGGAGGGAGACAAGGCCACCGUUCCUCGGGAGCUGUCGCUGGAGAAUCUCGUCUUCGACACCUGGACCUUCAACGCAACCGAUCCUCGCGAUAAAAUCUUUGGGCUUUACGGUCUACUCAGUGAGGGCGGUACGGUCGACUGGCAUCCGGACUACUCUCAGUCCGUAGGAGAAGUGUUCGCCCAAGCGACAAAGGAGAUUAUCCAGAAGGCAGGCGAGUUGCGCAUUCUAUCCGCCGUUCACGACGAGUCCCUCCGAAACAUCGUGGAUCUACCCUCUUGGGUUCCGGAUUACAGCGCGAACUUCUGCAAUAUGAUGUGCGCCAAUCAUCGUGCAGCUGGAGUUACGGCCAUGAGAUCCAUCCUCGGUAGCUCGUGGAACAAACUUCCCGUGACUGGUGUCAAGUUUGACUCGGUUCUCGCGAUAGGAAACACCACCAGCGGACCAGGCCAGAUGUCCAUGUUCUUCGAUCAAAGGUGGCUGGAACUCGCGCUGCUUCUCCCUGUCCCAUGCCACACCGGCCAGACGAGGACAGAGGCGCUGUGGCGCACCCUCUGUGCGGACCAGGCGCUUGAUGGCUCAACGCCAGCUCCUGCGUCCUACGGGGACAGUUUCAAAGCAAUGGUGUGCAGUCUCGUCUGCGUCAAAGCUGCCGAAACAGCGCGCGCGGCGGAAAAGGAUCCGGAGAAUGUCAUUGAUCUCCUCUCGGCUUCAUACCAUGUCCGGAAGACCUGGUCGAGCCCACCUCUCUCGGAAUUGUCGGUGGAGGAGCUCACGCGUGCUGUCGCAGACCCGGACACGAAUCUCAGUCAGCCGGAUCGCCAAACAUUGUCUCACUUGUUGUAUAAGUUGCAGUUUCUUGGAGUUGCUGAAGACAAGUGCUUUACACCCUCUAUCGAUGAGGUUGAGAAAGUAUACUACAGUUCCUCAUGGCUACCCUGGGAUGAGAGCGAGACAUUACAGCUUCCUAGAGAGGGACAAGAGUUUUACAAUGCGUUGAGACAGAAACAUGGUCGACGGAAGCUAUUUGUCACUGCUAAUCGAUACCUCGGACUGGGACCGGCCUCGAUGGUGGUUGGGGAUGAGGUGUGGGUUUUGGCGGGCUCGGGCGCCGCGAUGGUGCUAAGAGGAGCUGAGAGGGAGCAUGAAUUCCGUUUGGUUGGGGAAGCCUAUGUGCAUGGGAUUAUGAAUGGGGAACAAGCUGGAAAUGAUAUGAAGUUGCGGGAUAUUAGUCUAGUAUAA